AUGAAGGAACGUGUGGAGCUGAACACCAAUGGGCGAUCCAUCGAAUCUCACUGCAAGUCAUAUUAUAAAAAGAAGUGGGAGUCGAGAUACAUCGUCUGUAAGAUCCAGUCGGACUUAGAGGACCCAUUGUUCAAUAUUUAUAAAACUAGAAAAGAUAGGCAAAAGGAUAAAGUCAAACAAUCAAUUGUGCUGAAAAACUAUGUUGGAUACGAGAGAAGUUUUACGCUUAAAGGAAAAAGUCAAACCCUUGCUAUUAUCACAAAGGAUUACAACCUUAUUUUGUCAUUUCAACUACCGGAAACCCUUCUACAAUGGGAAACAUGGCUCAGAAAUGUGGCUGGACAAAGUACAAUUCAUUAUAUGCAAUUGCUGACAUUCCCCAACUAUCAGGAGAAUCUUACAUACACAAAAAAGGAGGUUCGAUGCCAUUUACAUGACGGAAGGCUUGCUUUAGUUCAUGGCACGCCUGUCGAAAUUAUUUUGUAUUGUGAAGUUAAUGCAGCUCUCAUUGAAACGGACCAGAUCGGUCACAAAGUCAAAAUACGGAAUCAUCCUUUGAACGAGAAAGACGAGGAGUUUGUAUUAUCUUGUCCAGCAAUUGAAAAGUUUGCGAAAUAUCUGGAAAAGGCGAACAAUGACAAUGAAACAUUGACCGACUAUCUCAACAAAAAAUCAGCAGAUGGCAUAUGGCUUCAAAACAUUAGAAAACCUCAAAAAGCGCAUGACACGAUUUCGCAUUGGUCUGAUACUAGUGGAAUGUUUAACUUCAUGAAUCAUCCCUCCACGUCGACAAAUCAUAGUGAAAUAUUUUCAUCAAGGUUGGCGGUUAACCAGUUAGGAAGUUGGAAUCCACUGAAAGGUGCACUCGGAAGCCAGCAGAUUAAAACUGACUCGAUUGUUGAAAACAGUGAGGAGCCGAACAACUAUGUGAACACUUCAACAUUCGAUUCACCGGAUAAUGACGUUAAAAUGCGAAGCGCGAGUUUGCCUGAGUAUGUCAACAUUCAACACGCCGUCAAACCACCGCCACUUCUUCCAAAACCCGAAAAAUAUCGACAAGACGUUAUUCAAAGAAAGGCGAGCAAUGUUACAACACCGAUAAACGAAGAUCGGAGGCUAUCAAACAAUUCGGAUAAGCGAAACUUCCAUAAUUCGAACUCAUUAAAGGGAGUUUCAAUGAUGGACUUUUCUUCAUUGCCAUAUGACGAGCCAGAAACUCGUAUUGAAAGUUGGAGAAGAGCAAAAAAGUUUAUAUCGGCGUUCAGUCCGAAAUCGCAGCAAGAUAUCAAUCGAUCUGGAAGGAAUAGUAAACGGAUUAAGAAAUCAUCAAGUACUAGCGCAUUGCAGUACGAUCUAGAUAGAUCCAAUGUUGAAUCAUCUCCUACAAAUGAUAAAUAUGCAAUGAGUUUCCAGAGAACCAAAUCAUGUGCGCCAUCGGAAAGGUCACUUUCACGUCAGGAGAAUUUCUUGUAUCAGAAAGAAAACAUCCUGAACUCUUCCAUGAGUGAGCUGGACGAACCGCCAAGCUUGAACGUAGCCAUGGCAAGUACAACACAACCAGUAUCUGAUAAGACGAAUGAUGAUGAACCUCCAACGGGAUUAGUGCGUUUACGAGAGGAAACACCAUUGAAAGCACGUGGCGGCGUAAAUAUUGCUUUAGCUCGACGAUUAGCUACCGGAAUUCAAGGAUCAUUUUCGAAGUAUGAUGGAGAAAAAAGCACUCACGUAUAUCAACAGAAUCCAGGAAGUGUGGUGAAUGAAUUGAAAAGAAUGAUGGCAAAAAUUGAACCGGAGAAGAAAAAAGUGCCGACCGAUGCUAUCGAGGACGCAAUAUCACGAGAACAAGAUAAAAUCAAACAGAGUGAACGCCGGGCCUCAUCGAUAUCAUUUCAAAAGAAUAACAUAUUGCAUCUACCCCACUUAUUGGAAAUCAAUAAAAAGACCUCACCGAAUCCCGAUUAUGCGGAUCACCCACCUAUCAAACCUGCUCCAGAAACAAUAUCAAAUAUUCGCGCCAAAAUUGCAUUGAGAAAUAGCCGAAGUGAUUCUCCACCAUUGGACAUUGCGCCAACAAUUUCUUCUAAAAUUCCUGUCCAAAACACCUUAAGGCUAAAAAAGUUGAGUGUUUCGUCAGUGGAGUCUUUGAGUUCGCCACCAACUGAGAAGCCAAUAAUUCUGCCGUCGCGAAUUGUUGUCAAUGACUCAUCGAGCUCAGAAAACAGCAGCGAAGAGAGUCCCGGUGCCAUAAAUUUUAAGGUGAUGACCGACGAGCCGUCACUCUCAUCAAGUCGAAUGUCUUUGCGUCGAACGUCAGAGGUUAGAUAA
This is a messenger RNA of Caenorhabditis bovis, 2325 nucleotides long. The record is from the annotation of a GenBank genome assembly. NCBI's taxonomy places the organism in Eukaryota, Metazoa, Nematoda, Chromadorea, Rhabditida, Rhabditidae.